AUGUCAUAUUAUAAUAGAGAACGGGAGAAAGAGAGACAUUUCCCACGUCCAGAAAAGGGUAAGCAUCAUCGGAGCAGUACUUCUUAUAGCUCAACAGAAGGAGGAGAGAGUGAUGGCGAAGAUAAGGACAAAAAAAAGGGAGCAGGACUUCAAAGUCACCCAAAAAGAACUAAAACAGUCCGUGGUACCAGUGACAAAAGGGAGAGUGGAGGUGAACCACGUGAUACAUCUCAACAUCACUAUCGUCAGGAAGAACAACAUCGAACAAAGAGAAAACGAGAGAGAGAUUCACUGAGUGAUAGUGAACAAAGAGAUAGUAAACGACCAAGAAAUGAAGUGAGUGAAAAACGUUCUCACCAAGAAAGCGGUCGAGAUAAGAAAGAUAGAAAAGAGUCAGGUACAUCUGAAGAUGAUGUCGGACAUCAACAAAAGAAACCUUCUCGAAAACAUAAGCGUCAAUCUGAAAGUGAAGCUGACAAUGAUUUUGGUCAAAAUCUGACUUGA
This is a messenger RNA of Gigantopelta aegis, 504 nucleotides long. Its product is annotated as pre-mRNA-splicing factor CWC25-like. The record is from RefSeq and is a predicted model, not a curated record. Bases 1 to 504 code for a protein of 167 amino acids. The transcript is spliced from 2 exons. NCBI's taxonomy places the organism in Eukaryota, Metazoa, Mollusca, Gastropoda, Neomphalida, Peltospiridae.